Glarea lozoyensis ATCC 20868 is the source of this 618-nucleotide messenger RNA. Its product is annotated as Acyl-CoA N-acyltransferases (Nat). The transcript has 2 exons. Gene Ontology annotation, molecular function: acyltransferase activity, transferring groups other than amino-acyl groups. The record is from RefSeq and is a predicted model, not a curated record. Bases 1 to 618 code for a protein of 205 amino acids. Lineage: Eukaryota; Fungi; Ascomycota; Leotiomycetes; Helotiales; Helotiaceae.
AUGGAUUUCGAAAUUAUCAAAAUCGCUCGAGACGAUGCCACCGUCCGGUCUUAUGUAGAACGUUACAAGGCUUUUCGGCUACUGUCAUUACAGACGGCUCCAGAUAUGUUUGGCUCAACAUAUGAAAGAGAAAUUGCUUUCAGCGAAGAUACAUGGCUCGGAAGAUUGUCAAGUCCAAUGGCAACUACUUUUCUCGCAAUCCAAGAAAAUCGUGUCAUAGGCACGAUAACCACUGUUGGCCCUCUACCUUUUCUUCCAGAAGAAAUUGCUCCUACGAGCAAUCCAUGGACCGCUCUUGACGGCACUAAUAAAAAGCCUCUGUACUCUCACUUCCGCGUCAAUGGCAUGUUUACUCUACCUGACGUCCGCGGUCGAGGGGUUGCCAAAGCCCUUAUGCGCGAGAGCAUCAAGCAAGCCAUUCAGGAUGCGACAGACUCAGAAACUGAGUACAUGAGCAGCAUUGUUGUUGAUGCUGAUAACCCAUCAGCGGUCGGUCUCUAUCGGAAAUUUGGAUAUCACACGAUUGGAGAAGAGCCUCGGUCUCCUGGUAGUGCGAGGAAGGCUUUAUUGAUGAAGUAUUCUCCUGACGAGGAUGCCAAAGCUUUGCUACAGACAUAG